Messenger RNA from Panonychus citri (citrus red mite), 1292 nucleotides. Its product is annotated as phospholipid phosphatase 3-like. Gene Ontology annotation, biological process: phospholipid metabolic process; signal transduction; phospholipid dephosphorylation. The record is from RefSeq and is a predicted model, not a curated record. Bases 343 to 1197 code for a protein of 284 amino acids. Gene Ontology annotation, molecular function: phosphatidate phosphatase activity. Lineage: Eukaryota; Metazoa; Arthropoda; Arachnida; Trombidiformes; Tetranychidae. The transcript has 6 exons.
GUUUCUACAAAGAGUUUUUUGUCUCUUUGUAAAAUAGUUGCAAUUUGUUGUUCCAUUAAUUUAAUUAAUCCAUUUUUUUACUAAUCACUUUUUAAUCUUUUCUAAUUGUUCCAUUUUGUCAUGAUGUCAUUUCGGUGAUAACAUUCAGUUCAUUUGUUAAUCUGGUUGAAGGUUUGUUUCUGUCAUUAAUUAACGACGAUUCUUUGACUGUGAUAAAUUUGACAUUUCAUCUCUAACGUUUAUAGUGAGGAUUUCACAUUCUUUUUUUUUGUCUCAAUUGGAAAGAUUUUACCAAUUGUUUAACUAUUUACAAGCUGUGAUAGAGACAAAGUUAUCAACAACAUGGCGACGAUCAGUGGUAAUCUCAUUUGCAAGAUUUUCUAUGAUCUCAUUUUGUGUUUUGCCACAUUUUUACCAUUCUUCAUUUUGGCUCUUGUUGGAAGUCCAUAUCGCCGAGGCUUUUUUUGUGGAGAUGAAUCGAUUCGUUACCCUGUUAGAUCAUCGACUGUCAGUUCAAGUGAACUCUACAUGGUAUCAACCGUUCUGAUCUUAUUGAUUAUUAUCGGCACAGAGUAUUACCGAUUACCCCGAAUGGUCCGAGGGCAACAAGCAUUGAAACAAUACAGUUGGACACUUUAUCACAUCCUAAUUUUAUUUGCUUUUGGUGCUACUGCGUCGGUAUCGAUUACAUCGGUCGCAAAAUAUACGGUUGGGCGACUCAGGCCACACUUUCUAGCUUUAUGUAGACCUAAUAUAACAUGUGAAGGAAGAUCUCCAGUUGAAUAUAUUGAAAAUUAUGUGUGCACUUAUGAGAAUUCUGAUGCACGAAUGUCCUUUUUCUCAGGUCACUCGUCUUGGGCCGCUUAUACUGCAGUCUUCAUAUCGAUGUAUCUCCAAUCAAGACUUCGUUGCCCAAAAUUAGUACUUUUGAAAUCGCUCUUACAAUCGUUAGCCUUUUAUUUGGCUUUAUACACUGCAUUAACUAGAAUCUCUGAUUACAAACAUCAUCCAAGCGAUGUUGGAGUUGGUCUCAUUGUUGGAGGACUAACAGCUUAUUGUACAGUUAAAUGGGCUGCUGAUGAUCUGAAGUUGACCACAUGGGGAUGUUUAACUCAAAGACAAAACCCUGAAGACAAUGCUCUAAUUCAAGAGAAUAAUCGCUCAUCUUAUUCAGCAAUCGAAUCGGAGGAACAAUGAAUCAAUAAUCUUCAUUUAUUCUUGUAUCUACGGAAACUUAUUUAGAUAUUUGGUUCUAUUAACAAUUAAAUCUCAACUCUUUACAAAUUUUCUAA